UUCAAACUUCCCUUUGGGAUUUUAGUUUUCAACAUAAAUAAGUAUCCAUCUCCAGAAGUUCAAAUCAGGUUCAGCAUCUCUGGCUCAUUUCAUAUCCGCAAAAUCAUCGGUUGUAGACUCAUUUCGUAAUUCUUUCCUAGAACAAGUUCAAGUUGUACUCACACGUCGAGCCGACGCAAAAUCUAUCACCGCACAACAUCUUGAGGUAGGAGUUGAUUACGUAAUUGCUUCUACGGAGGAUAUUGAAACCUGAAUAAAACAGUUUGAUAGCAUUAUCACAGCCACACUCGUCUCCGCCCGUGUAGUUGACCAAGAAGACAAAUCUCUGACCAGCAUGUCUGCUCCCCCCAAGAACAUCACAGAGGAACAACCUACUUUGUCUGCUUACGCCGGUGCGUACCGUGGUAGCGAGGCUCUGAUCCGGUACCAGGGCAACCUGGAGAGCGGCGAAGUACGCACGGCGUUGAAGGAUCCGUAUGCGGAGAGGAACGGGAAGGUUGACCCCAGUCAAAACUUUCUGACCGUCGCAAACGUGGCCCAGGGCCUCGGCCGGGAGAGAAACCUCUUUGAACAGGAGUUUUCCAGCAAAUCCACUUUGAUGCAACAGCGGCGCGCAGCACAGAAUGCAGCCGGCGAGGACCUCCAAGGAAACAAGCGAUUUGAGGCGGCAGCAGCCAGCGCCGCAGCGACAGUGUGGGCGGGGAAAUCCGUGCAGAGCCGGCAGUCCACGCCGCUGCUGGCGCACUUCCACGGCACCAGCAUCGGGACUGUGGCGACCGGCUGGAAGCAGUACCGCCGCGCAAGCAUGCUUGCAGGUUAUCAAAUGUAAAAAUGUCUGGGUCUGGAAGGAUGCAGAGAUUUGUGAUGCGGCUUUGGCAUGACCCCUAAUGUCUGUGAUGCAUGCCCUAGCAUCACAGAUUUUAUGAGGGCUUCCUGCUGAUGCCUAUACCGCAUGAGAAAUGCCCCCUCGCCGUCGCAAAAACUGGACCUCUUUUGCUGUUCAUGCAAUGCAGAAUUUUGUAGAAUCCAAAUGCAGCAUCACAAGUUGCAUCCUUCCAGACCCAGACAUUUUUGCAAUCCAUACAGGUCCCGGAUGCACGAUCAUUUUCGACGGCGAGAUGGACCACAACAAGCGCGCUCUCUCUACGGUUGCAAGCGUCGAGACUUUGCCGUAUUUAAGGAUGCCAUAAUUUUAAGUUUUUUUUCUGAUCUUGAUAAAAGUAAAACUCAAACCACGACUUUCACCACGACCCCUCGCCCUUGUAUUAGUUUGCUUUCUUUCGUAAUUUGAAUUUCGUCUCACGCUAAAAAUCUGCCUUUACACGACAGGCCUGCGACGGAGCUUCCCGCGGAUCCAGAUCGUUCUCCAUCCCCGGCAGCGCCGACGCAGGACGGGGUGCUACUUGCUACUAGUCCGAUCGCGGAGCAGUUACAAGACCCGGAACAUCAUCAAGAUCAAGACCGGGACGUCAGUUGGCUGCGGGGGCCCCGACACGACCAGCGGAGCCCUUCGCCGCGUCCCGUGCCGGAGUACAUCCGCAGUAAGACGCAGAGCUGGUACAGGAAGGUGAUGUCGCAAAAGGAGCUGCACCAGUGGUACGGCGGCGAUCCUUACGCGCCGAGUCACCACGUGCGCCUUAUGCAUUGCAAAUAUGUCUGGGUCUGGAAGGUUGCAACUUGUGUAAAAAAACUUCUGAUUCUAUAGAUAGCAUCACAAUGUGAUGCUAUCUCGGGACUCUAAAAAAAUCUGUGUUGCAUGACCAGCAAGAGGAGUCCAGUUUGUGCUACGCGGAGAGGCCAUUUCUCAUGCGGAGUAGGCAUCAGGAUCAGGAAGCCUUCUAAAGAUCUGUGAUGCUACGCCAUGCAUUACAGGUGUCGUGGGUCAUGGAAAAUCUGCAUGACAAGUCUCGCAACCUUCCAGACCCAGACAUUUUUACAUUUGAUACGCCUCGAGAAAAGCCCAAACCGGUACCGCGAUUUGCCGCACUCCGUUUUCUACACCAGCACGCGGUCUGCCGCGCAAAUGCGCAGUCCCCGCGCCACCCGGCCCGGCGCCGUGGUCGCGCGGUCGCACGUGCCGCUGCACACGAACCGCAGGUCGCAGAGCCCCGCGGCGCUGGUGAAAAGCACGCGACCCAGCCAGGUAAGGAAGCAUUACGACAUGACAGCGGAUGUGUCACUCUCCCAAAACACCGCAAAGCUCGCGCGGGACAACCUCCCGCUCGCACGACUCGUGCGGGGACGCGAUGAGGAAACAGGCGACCGGAUCCAACAGAGCCAGGAGGAGAUCCAGCGGAUCAUUGCUGAAGCGGCACCCUUGCUGGAGAUCUACAAAAACAAAAAAGCCCCGGUCUUGUCCCGCGUGGCGCCGCAGAUGGGAAAACCGGAUUUAUCUGCCACGGUGUAUUUUGAAGAGGGGCGGGAGCAAAUUCCGGAGGUUUUGAAGGGGCAGUGCGGGGAGGAGGAGCAAGAAGAAUGGGACCGGCGGGUGGACGCGUAUGGGUACGUGAAUGCCGAAGUGUAUAACCAGUGGGAAAACAAAGCGGACGCGUAUUUUAAGGAUUUGGGCAACAGUGUCGUGACGCUGGAUGAGGACCAGGGUGCGGAAGAGAAGGGUGGUCCUGAAGAUAGUAUGUUUACUGCCACACAGACACAGGAGGAGCAAACAUCAGCUGGAAAGAACUUCAACAAUAGCACCGGAGGUGGUUUUUCGAAUAAAGUGAAGGAAUUCACGGACCGCGGGCCGGAGUACGAGUGCUUGCGCAUUUGGAAGCCUGCGCAAGAGUUCAAGUAUCCGAUCACAGACAGAGCGGCGGCGAAAACGAAGAAGCCCAUAAAUUCCGCGCCGUUCAAGCGGCCCACGCAGGUGUCCCCCAGGUUGGAGGGCGCGGCCGCACCGCAGCUCCGCACGACGGAGCGCGCCAGGGCUCGUAAAGACGCACGCAGCCCGGAAACGAGGUUGCGCGGCGCCGUGCCGGCUCUGGACAGUAGUAGUAGACCUCCAGCACACGACGUCGAGCAGCAGGAGCGGAGCCGCGCGCCGAAGCCGGCCGUUGGUGGCACUCCGAAGCAGGUGCUUGCAGCGCGACGGUUGGAGCGAGAGAUUGGUACUAGUGGCGGGUCGGCGCGGGCGAAUAUGAUGAAUAAACCUCCUCCUAAGGUAGUGGCGCCGAUGCGGGCCACCGUGUUGCACGGGCGGCACCAGGUGGGGCGGAAUUUUGCGGGGAAAGAGUUCAAACUGCCCUACGACGUAAACCGUUACUUCCGGACGGAGGAGACGCUGGAACAGCGCCGCGAGCGGCUCUACCAGUACCAGAAGGGCGACCGUCGGUCCACGUUUCACGAGCGGAGCGAGCGGCGGCUGUCGCAGGGGAAGCAGGACCUGUACCGCUCACCCAAAACCGGGGUCAGUCACCACUUCGUGCCGGCUGAGCGCAGCCACGGCUACCGGGCAUCUACAAAUACGCGGGCACCGCCGCCUGCCGAGUACUAUUAUUUGACGCAGGAAGCAAAACACCUGUUCGGCAUCGUGAACCAACCGGAGGGACAGCAGGAAGACCAGCUGGAGGACCGUGCAGUCGAGGAUGAUGGUGCCAUCGACGGAAACUGAUUUAGAAGAACAAACGCUUCUAUUUAUUUACCUUCGUUUUGAAUAGGUUUGCAAACUACAACAUAGAUAUCUACUUGGCGUUAUUCUUUUCUCGAAAUUCGAUGUUGCAUGAUAGUUACGAGUCGUACCCUGCAUGUUGAGUGUAAGCAUUCAAAGUUAAGAACUGGACGUAAAGUGUGCUUUUGGUCUUUCAGAUUCAGAUGUAUAAGUGACAGGCUGUCAGAAGAUAUAGUGCUGUUUGACACAGCUUUUUGUUUUUUUUCGAUCCCCAUGGAGGAAACUGGUUUUCAGAUGAUAGUAAGUACAAGUACCCAGAAGCAGGAGCAAACAAGCGUGAGCGAUUUUCUAUGCGAACAUGCGUCGUGUCCCGGUCCACUGUUUGAAACAGUUUCAAUUUUUGCUGUCUUUUCAUCCGGAACAAGCAAAUAAUUCAUCGCUGCUCUGUAC
Molecule: messenger RNA, 4057 nt
Organism: Amoebophrya sp. A120
Lineage: Eukaryota; Dinophyceae; Syndiniales; Amoebophryaceae
Source: the annotation of a GenBank genome assembly